Molecule: messenger RNA, 4494 nt
Organism: Theobroma umbraticum
Lineage: Eukaryota; Viridiplantae; Streptophyta; Magnoliopsida; Malvales; Malvaceae
Product: nucleoporin (DUF3414)
Biological process (GO): protein import into nucleus; RNA export from nucleus
Cellular component (GO): nuclear pore inner ring
Molecular function (GO): structural constituent of nuclear pore
Source: RefSeq, a predicted model, not a curated record
UUUGUUCGACUUGCUCUGAUUGCUGGAACAUUUGUUUUCCUGUUCCUCAGGCAGGGUGCUUCUGUUUUUAUGUUGAAUGAUGUCCAAGAGAUUGAUGCUCUCAUAUCAAGCUUUGAUAUCUUUGAAAUGAGAGAAGCUGGUCCAUUAGUUCUUGCAUGGGCAGUAUUUCUUUGUCUGAUUUCAUCACUUCCUCAAAAGGAGGAAACUAAUGUACUGACGGAGAUUGAUCAUGUUGGGUAUGUUCGUCAAGCUUUUGAAGCUUCAUCUUUGAGUUAUUUCCUUGAAAUUCUUCAAAGUGACAUAUUGAAGGAAUCAGAUGGACCUGUUGCUGGUUAUCGAAGUGUCUUGAGAACUUUUAUUUCUGCAUUCAUUGCGUCUUAUGAAAUUAAUCUUCAGUUGGAGGAUGGUACCCUUAAUUUGAUAUUGGAUAUUCUUUGCUAUGUUUAUCGAGGAGAGGAGUCACUUUGUAUUCAAUUUUGGGAUAGAGCAAGUUUUAUAGAUGGUCCUAUUCGGUGCCUUCUUUGUAACUUGGAGGGCGAAUUCCCCUUUAGGACUGUGGAACUUCUACGCCUUUUAUCAUCUCUAUGUGAAGGAAGCUGGCCUGCAGAAUGUGUGUAUAACUUUUUAGAUAAAUCCACUGGCAUAUCAUCCUUGUUUGACAUUACUAGUGAAUCCUUGUUGGAUUGUACAUGUCAAAUUGUUGAAACUCAGCAUCCAGUGUGUAUUCCUGGGGUUGAUGGUCUGCACAUUCCUAGUAGAACUCGUGGGCACAUUCUGAAAGUUGUUGGUGGGAACACUGCUCUUGUGCGCUGGGAGCAUACAAAAUCAGCUGUGUUUGUGCUGCUCCUUCGUUUGGCCCAGACACAACAGUUAGAAAACAAUGAAGAAGCAUUUCUUACCCUUGACCUACUUGGCCGAAUGGUGUCCUUCAACAUGGCUGUAUGUUUUUCUAUGAUGGAUAGUUGCAACUUCUUGCAUGUCCAAGCAACUGGCAUGAAUGAGCAGAUAGAAAAUAAUCUGUGGGUUGUUGAGAUCAUUAGCAUUAUAGUCAGAAAUUUGCCUCCUAGUCCCAGUGGUGCUACACUGAUGUCCAUGGCUUUGGUAAUCUUGGCAAAGAUGCUGAAAUGUUCCCCUUCUGAAGUUGCUGCAAUAGCCUUGAAAUCAAACAUAUUUGAUGUGGCUUCAAAUUCAAGUGUCUUCAACAUAGGUUGGAAUGGUCUAUCAAGUGGGUCGUGGUUGCUAUCUGGAAAGUUGGCAAAGAUGCUUUUAAUUGAUAGUGAGCAGAGUGAUUAUGACUGCCUAUUAACAAUAUCAGUGCUGGAUUUCACCAUGCAGCUUGUAAGGACUGGAGUCGAGGAUGAUAUUGUUGUGUCAUUAGUUGUUUUCUCCCUCCAGUAUAUUCUAGUCAAUCAUGAAUACUGGAAAUACAAGGUGAAGAAUACUCGUUGGAAAGUAACACUGAAGGUGCUUGAAGUGAUGAAAACAUGCAUUUUAGCAACAUCUUCCUCUGAAAAUUUGGGUGGUGUCAUCCGGGAUUUGCUGCUUUAUGAUUCUUCGAUCCACAACACUCUCUUUCGUAUAAUGUGUACAACUUCUGAAGCCUUGGAGAGGCUUUAUCUCAACCGCCUUGUCGAACUGGUGGAGAUUGAGGGAUUACAACUUGCUAUAAGUUCUGCUUUGGAUAUUUCAUAUAUCAUGCUUACCAAAUUUUCAAAGGACACGUCAUCAAGCAUUCCAGCUUUUCACCAAGCUAUGCUCUCGCCAAUGACCAAGCCAAUUCCUGUUGUUGCUGCUGUUAUAUCAUUGAUAUCUUUUUUUAAUGAUCCGGUAGAUACUCUUUCUGUGACUUUAAAAUUCAAAAUUCAUCAUUUUCUUUUAUCUAGUGUUGUAGAUGCCCUUCUUCAAUAUGUUGUAAGAUCUGACGAUGCUGUCAAUAGCAAUCCCUGCAUACUGCUGAACAUACUUAACUUGCUGAAGUCAUUGUGGCAUGGGGCUGGUCAGUACAAAACGAUUUUGGAGAGGCUGAAAAGCUCUGACAAGUUCUGGAAACAAUUGUCAAACUCUCUCUCUCAAACUGCUGGCUCCGAAGUUCCUUUAAGUAUGAAAGAAUCGGAGGCUUUACACCUGGGAUACAGAUAUCAGUGUCAAUCAGCUAUAUUGGAAACAAUGGCAUAUGAUAUGUUUUUGAUGAAAAAGUUGUUAUAUGCUGAAUCACUCAUUAAAGAACCGCCUGAAUCAAAUAAGAAAAUAGAAGCUGAUAAUUAUGCUCUGAAGGAUAUAAUUUCAAAUUGGUGGAAGAGCUCUGUUCUUGGAAGCAUGAUCAAAUCAUAUACUUCUUGUAAAUAUGACAAUGAUACGUAUUUUCGUGCAAAGGUCGCAUUAAGUUUACUCACUGUGCACAUAAUGGGGAAAUUAGCAGCUGGUGAUGCUGGAAGUUUGUCUGUAUCUUUAGUCGAGAAGAUUCGGCUUCUGUUUAAGAAGUUGACCAUUCAGCCUGCUUUUUCUGAAUUGCUGGUGCAAUACUCACAGCGUGGUUACAGUGAAGGGAAGGAAUUGAAAGCUUUAAUAAUCAGCGAUCUUUAUUAUCAUCUGCAUGGAGAGCUGGAAGGUCGUAAAAUGAGUCCUGGACCCUUUAAAGAACUCUUCCAGUUUCUGAUUGAAUCAAAGGUGGUGAAGAUUUAUGAGAAUAAGUGCAGUGUUGACCCUUUUUCUACUGCUGAUGAUGUCUAUGUGUUUGAUCUUCGACGCAUAGAAGCAGAUUUGGGGUUAGAUAUGUGGGAUUAUUCUGGAUGGAAAACAUCUAAAACAAUUGCAGACACAAUGCUGUGCUACAUGCAGGGAGCAAACUCAAUGGUGUUAAUUGGAAAUUCCAAGCUUUCUUCACUGAAAGCAUUGAUUACUGUCUUAACUGUGUACGAUGAUAGUUCGCUGGAAAAAAUGACUGGGGUUGGAGGGAAGAUUCCUGAUCAACUAAUUUUGCCAUGCAUUGAUCACAUAUGCCAAAGUUUCCUUGACACUAUAGAAUUUUUAUCUCCAGUUCCUGAUGUCUCUCAAGGUGUCUUUGAUUUCCUCACUGCACAAGCAGACUUACUUCUUCAUCUCAUGAGAUCUGUGCAGAAUAGCCUGUCAUCAUCUGCUUGUGUUCUUGUCUUAAAAACUUCUGGAACUGGUCUUAAAGUGCUAAUUGACCUCAGAACAAUGGUUAGUGGGGUGAAUAAAACAAUGAAGCUUUUGCUAAUGUUGAUUCUGUCAGCAGUGGAGUUUUACCAGCUUGAUUCUAACAGAACUGGUGUGAAAGAUAAAGAGUCUGUUGAAGGGUUUGCUGAGAUUUCUAACGUCAGCCUUGGACUGUUACCCAUCUUGUGCAACUGUACUACUAUUUCUGAGUGUUUUCCCCUCUCCCUGACUGCUUUGGACUUGGCACUAAAAUGUUUUUUGACGCCUGAUACGUGGUUUCCCAUCAUACAUAAACAUCUCCAAUUGCAACAUGUUGUUCUGAAACUUCAAGAUAAGAAUUCUUUUGGAUCUAUUCCUAUUUUAUUGAAGUUCUUCUUGGCCAUUGCACGUGUGAGAGGAGGUGCUGAAAUGCUUCUUAAUGCUGGGUUUUUCUCAUCUCUUAAAGUUUUAUAUGCUGACAUGUCAGAUGGUCGGGUUUCUUCAGUUAUUAAUUCUGGCAAAAGCCUCUCCAUCUUAUCGGACAAGACUGAGAAGCCUCAACCCAUCUGGGGACUUGGCUUAGCUGUGGUCACAGCUAUAGUUCACUCUUUAGGAGCCAGUUCUUCGUGUAUUGAUAUUGUGGAAAAUGUGAUACCAUACUUCUUUUCAGAGAAAGCCCAUCUAAUUUCUUAUUUUCUCAGUGCACCAGAAUUUCCAUCUGAUGAUCAUGACAAGAAAAGACCACGUGCACAAAGGACUUGGACUUCUCUUUCUUCUUUGAAGGAGACUGAGCAAACUCUCAUCCUAAUGUGUGUCCUGGCAAGACAUUGGAAAUCAUGGGUUAAGGCUAUGAAAAAUACGGAUUCACAAUUAAGGGAGAUGAGUAUUCAUUUGUUGGCCUUCAUUAGCCGUGGAAAUCAACGCCUUGGAGAGGCUUCAAGCCGGACCGCUCCUCUGUUAUGCCGUCCUAUCCUCAAGGAUGAGUUUGAUUGCUGCAAAAAACCUUCAUUUGUCAACAGCAGAAAUGGAUGGUUUGCUCUUUCACCCCUUGGCUGUGUCUCAAAGCCGAAGUUCUCUGGCAUAUUAACUACAACUGCUCUUGUGAUCAAAGAUCAAGGAACUGAAAGCAACAACCAUGUUUCACAAACAUACUUCUCAGACUUAGUUGCCAUUGAGAUGUACAGAAUUACAUUUCUUUUAUUGAAAUUUCUCUGUUUACAAGCUGAGGGUGCUGCUAAAAGGGCAGAGGAGUUGGGAUAUGUUGACCUCGCUCAUUUUCCUGAACUUCCAAUGCCUGAGAUUUUACAUGGGAUACAGGUAUGAUGAUGAUAUUUUGGU